Messenger RNA from Helianthus annuus (common sunflower), 1751 nucleotides. RefSeq names its product 1-aminocyclopropane-1-carboxylate synthase 3. Lineage: Eukaryota; Viridiplantae; Streptophyta; Magnoliopsida; Asterales; Asteraceae. Gene Ontology annotation, molecular function: transaminase activity; pyridoxal phosphate binding. Gene Ontology annotation, biological process: biosynthetic process; amino acid metabolic process. The record is from RefSeq and is a predicted model, not a curated record. Bases 81 to 1499 code for a protein of 472 amino acids. The transcript has 3 exons.
CAACACAACCUUCUCCACUUGUCAAACAUAUCACGCAACUAUCUUCUCUUUUACAUAAACACAAACACAUUUUCUUUCAAAUGUUGUCUGCAAAAGCCACUUGUAACUCUCAUGGCCAAGAUUCAUCGUACUUUCUUGGUUGGGAAGAGUACGAGAAGAAUCCGUAUCACCCGGUUAAUAAUCCAAAUGGUAUGAUCCAGAUGGGUCUUGCUGAGAACCAACUGUCGUUUGAUCUUCUUGAAUCUUGGCUUAAUAAUAACCCGGAUUCGUCGGGUUUCACAGCUCAAAGUGUUUCUAGUUUCAAAGAACUUGCACUGUUUCAGGAUUAUCAUGGUCUUCCUGCUUUUAAGAACGCAUUAGCUGAUUUCAUGUCGGAGAUUAGAGAUAAUAAAGUAACGUUUAAUCCAAACAAUCUUGUACUCACAGCUGGUGCAACCUCGGCCAAUGAAACUCUAAUGUUUUGCGUUGCAGAUCCAGGCGACGCGUUCCUCAUUCCGACGCCAUAUUAUCCAGGGUUUGAUAGAGAUCUCAAGUGGCGAACGGGGGCCGAGAUAGUACCAAUCCACUGCUCGAGCUCAAAUGGUUUCCGAAUCACACAAUCGGCCCUCGAGGAUGCAUAUCAACAAGCCCAAAAGCAGAACCUUAAAGUCAAAGGUGUUUUAGUCACCAACCCUUCGAACCCGUUGGGCACGUCACUGAGCUUGCAUGAGCUUGAGCUUCUAGUCUCUUUUAUCUCCUCAAAGAAACUUCAUCUCAUUAGUGACGAAAUCUACUCCGGCACCGUUUUUAGCUCUCCAGGCUUCAUAAGUAUCAUGGAGGUCCUUAAGAACAAGGAUCUUUUGAACACUGAUGUUGCAAAACAAGUUCACAUUGUUUAUAGCCUUUCUAAAGAUCUUGGUUUGCCCGGUUUUCGAAUUGGAGCAAUUUACUCCAACGAUGACGUUGUGGUAUCGGCCGCAACAAAGAUGUCAAGCUUCGGGCUAAUUUCGUCGCAAACUCAAUACUUACUAUCUCAAAUUCUAUCUGAUAAAAAGUUUACGAAAAACUAUCUAACCGAGAAUCGAAAAAGGUUGAAACAAAGGCACGACAUGCUCGAAAAGGCGCUACAUAAAACAGGAAUCAGUUGCCUGAAGGGCAACGCGGGUUUAUUUAGUUGGGUGGAUAUGAGAUGUUUAUUAAGUUCACAAACUUUUGAAGGGGAAAUGGAGUUAUGGAAGAAGAUAGUGUAUGAUGUAGGAUUGAACAUAUCACCCGGUUCAUCUUGUCAUUGUAGUGAACCGGGUUGGUUUAGGGUUUGCUUUGCAAACAUGUCUAAAGAGACCCUAGUUUUAGCCAUGCAACGUUUGAGUUCGUUUGUAGACUCAUCCGUCAAGAAAACCAAUCAUAACCAUUGGCGUCGUCACGUAAACAAAAGUUCAAGAAAAUCAAAGUCGCUACCCAAGUGGGUUUUUUCGCUGUCGUUCGCCACCACGAGGUCGGGGAAGAACAGUGAUCGGUAGUCAAGAGUGACGAUCAGUUGAUGAGAAAAAAAUAAUGUGUGGUUUCUCUUAUUUUUUUUGUAAUUGGUUCUAUUUUUUUCUCAGUAUAUAUAUUAUGUACUGAGUUACUAUUUAUUUAUUUAUUUUGUCUUUCAUGCAUAGAACAGCACCCAAAUGAUCAGGCAUACCAAAACUAGAAGAUGCGUCGAUCUUUCUUUUUACAAACCCAUUUGUGGUCUGCUGUACAAUACAUCAUUAGUGACGUUUACUAUA